CGGCCUCGCUGAGCGGCGGGGUCGCAGCGACGCGGCGCAAGGCGCGAGACGCGGAGCAGGAUCUGGCAGAAGCCCUCGCUGGUUGUCAUCGUCGUCGCGGGCGCGGGCGAAAAGCACCUGAAAGAAAGGGGGGGAGAGAGGAUGAGGGAGGAGGGAAAAAAAAGAGGGGGCCACGGCGCACCCGAGUUUCCCCCGCGCGCUCCGCCUACUCCGGGCACGGCGGCCAGCUCCCGCCGAAGCAGGCCUUCCAGGCCAGGCCGAACGCGCACGACGAAAGUGUGGCUCUGGCUGGCCUUUUCCCCUGGCCGUCCUGCAUAAGCAGCGCUUGCCGGAAAUGGGCUGCCCCCAGAACUGGCGAAGUGGCGGCUGGUACUGUGGCUUCGGCUGCUGCUGCUGCCGCCGCUGCUGUACGAGCAUAAACCGCCGACGUUGCUGCUGUGGCGAUUGCCUGCUGGGCAGCUCGGGGCGGACACCGCGGCACCCACUCGGAGUGGCGCUCUAUGCAGAUGUCGGUCCAGCGACACAAGACUGCGCGCGGGUCCGGUCAGAGCAUGCGCCAUCGCUGGCCGCUCCCCAGGUCCCGAACCACGCUGCGGGGCACCGGUGCGAGCAUCGGGCACGUCGCGGAGCGCAGCACUAUCGUGUCCAGCCAACCCCCCAGCGACUACAAGACAAGACAAGCCCACAGUUUCAGGCAGCGCGUGGAUCACAGUAGGCUGUGGGAUUGGUACAACGCCCCAAGUCGCACUGUACGUAUUGCUGGAAACUCGCCGGCCCGUCGGGCCAACGGCGUGAUAGAUGUUAGACCUGGGCCG
Molecule: messenger RNA, 815 nt
Organism: Prorocentrum cordatum
Lineage: Eukaryota; Dinophyceae; Prorocentrales; Prorocentraceae
Source: the annotation of a GenBank genome assembly